GGCCCCGGCACAACGUAGCUGCAACUGCUGUUACUGCUACUUGAUGUGUCUGCCAUAUUUCCUGCUACAGUUGCUAGUUGGAAAUCUCUCCCAAUACUGAUCCUGCUGCGCGCUAGUGCGUGUCUGUGUGUGUGUACUUGCUCGUUUCCGUCAGCAGUCCGCCAUGAGGCUGGAAUUGGUGGCUUUGCUGUACUUCGCGGCUCAAGGUUGGGCGUGGAACCCGUAUAACUUGGCUGUGAAGUACGCACCACGCCUCAAGUUUGACUCCAAGCAGGGUGACAAAGAGAAGUGUUUCACCUCCUCUGCCGCCGACUACUACAACACCAGGAAACGCGGCAACCACGAUCAGAUCUGUAACACUAACUACAAUACUAUGAUCGAUGCAGCUGUGCCUAUAUACUGGAAGUCGAUGGAGUGUGGUAAUGCCGUCCAUGUUGCUUACUGGUUCUUCUACGGCUACCAGGACACGUGCUCCCCCGGGGCAGGUGCUCACGACGCUGACUGGGAACACAUCGUCGUUAAGGUGAUAGACGUUGACACCUCGAAUGAAAAACUGGAUAAGGUGAUGUACUACCAACACGAAGGCCGCUACACGCGCAAACAAGGCAACUACGAGGUCUACAACACCAACCACCCUAUCGUCUACGUGGGCAAGAACUCUCACGGCUCCUACCACGAUGACGGUGGCUCCGGCACUUGCUGUUACUUCGAGGACUUCAGGAACCCAGGUAGUCACAACCAGCACCAGGACACUUGGCUCAACUUAGAGGAGCUACGCCGGGACAACACCUCGCCGGAGUGGAUGUUGGACACGGGAUCCGUAUACUUCGACGGCAUCACCUCUCCUCUCAACCGCGACGAGACCUACGACCUUUGCAACCUCCAGGGCUGCGAGGGUGCCUGGUUACAGGUCUGCAACACCUGUGGCUGUGCCAAAAGCGACAUCGGCGACGAAAUCAUGUAGAGUGGCGGCAACGACAACGACGUGUUUAGUUAUCCCCCGACAACAACAUCUUACAGUUUAACCUCAAACAUCAUCCUCUCUGACCGUCUCCUUUAGUCUAUCUCUUUGGCUCGUUCUCCUUAUACCUAGUGCCUCUUUUGUGUAUA
Molecule: messenger RNA, 1110 nt
Organism: Homarus americanus (American lobster)
Lineage: Eukaryota; Metazoa; Arthropoda; Malacostraca; Decapoda; Nephropidae
Exons: 6
Coding region: 164-964 (266 amino acids)
Source: RefSeq, a predicted model, not a curated record